AGAGACGAAAACAUGGCCGAUCUAAUAAAUAGAGUUGGAAAUAGAAUCAGUAUAUUCAAUCAUGAAAGCUGUUAAUUCUCCUCAUUUCAGAAUUUGGUUUUUUCUUUCUUAAUUGGUCUUGUUCGAGCGUGGAUCAUGUUUGCAAAUGCCGAGUUGUAUGAGAUCACUAAUCAGCUAACAAUGAUGGCACAACUGACAAAUAUGGAUGAUUUCCAUCCCAUUCGACCCCACCAUACUGACCGCCAGUAGCUUCGAACCAUUCAUCCUUUAGAAAGACCCCACGCGCUUGCAGUCCGUUCUCAUUUCAGACACGGCUUAAGACUGACGCAGUCAAAUACUCAACCAAGCUCCUGUUCCUAGUCCAUCUCAAAUCCAGAACAAACAGAUUAUAUUUCCGUGGAUUAGGCACCAUGGCUACCCGAUCUGCAAUCAUUAUUCAAGGCAAGGGCAAGGCGGAACUCAAGACCGGCCUCCCUCGCCCGGCUGUCGCUCCGGAUAGCCUUGCGAUCAAGCCGUAUGCUGUCGCGCUUAACCCUACCGACUGGAAGUCCAUUGACUUCGUUGGCACCGAAGGAGCUGUCUCCGGAUGCGAUUACAGUGGCGUCGUUCAGGCUGUUGGUUCCGACGUUAAAAAUGGCAUUCGAGCUGGCGACCGUGUGGCCGGCUGGGCUCACGGAUGCCACGCCGAGAAGCCCGAAGAUGGCGGUUUUACCGACUAUAUCGUGAACAAAGCCCACAUGAACUUCAAGAUUCCGGAUAACGUGUCUUUCGAAGAAGCUGCAACUCUCCCAUUGGGUAUUUCGACUGUGGGCCAGGGUCUCUACCAGGCACUUAAAUUGCCUUUCCCUGGCGAUUCAGACACUUCAAAGGGUGCAGCCGAGCCCAUCCUGAUCUACGGCGGUAGCACCGCCACUGGUACUCUAGCUAUCCAGUUUGCCAAACUCUCUGGCUACAAGGUGAUUGCCACUGCGUCGCCCCACAACUUCGACCUCGUCAAGUCAGUCGGCGCCGAACAAGUCUUUGACUAUAAGUCACCCUCCUGUGCGGCCGACAUUAAGAAGGCUACCAACGACUCGUUGAAGCUCGUCUUUGACACUGUCGCCACAGACGACACGGCAAAACUCAGUGCUGAGGCUAUCAGCUCUGCAGGCGGUCACUACAGCUCGCUGCUGCCCGUCGGCGAGUUCCCACGCAAGGACGUUGAGUCAGGCUGGACCCUGGCUUACACCGCGCUUGGCGAAACUUUUGACAAGUAUGGCGUGCACUGUCCCGCGAACCCCAAGGACGCCGAGUUCUCUGCCAAGAUACUCACUUAUGCUGGAAAGCUCUUGGCGGAGGGCAAGCUGAAGCCUCACCCCAGCGAUGUCCGACCAGGCGGUUUGGCCGGCACUCUUCAAGGCUUCCAGGACAUGCGGGAGGGCAAGUAUUCUGGCGCCAAGCUCGUGUAUAAGACGGACUGAAUUGAAAAUAUCUGGAAAUAUAUUUAAUAUAUAGAUUUUACGAAGUUAAUGACAGUUUUAAUGUUCACACCAAACUCUUCAAAGUAUUUCACUUUGUUCGGCGCAAUGUCCAAGUGUCUAUAGAAUUAACAGACUUACUUCUCUAUGAUUUGCAUUUGCCAUUGCCGAUGUCACCAUCGAAAGAUCCCAGAUCAUAGAAGCUACUAUGUCUACGGGGCCUCCAAUUCAAAAUCACGUAUGGAUAAACAUGGGAACCAAG
Molecule: messenger RNA, 1719 nt
Organism: Xylona heveae TC161
Lineage: Eukaryota; Fungi; Ascomycota; Xylonomycetes; Xylonales; Xylonaceae
Product: oxidoreductase-like protein
Exons: 3
Coding region: 411-1460 (349 amino acids)
Molecular function (GO): oxidoreductase activity, acting on NAD(P)H
Source: RefSeq, a predicted model, not a curated record